Messenger RNA from Hipposideros armiger (great roundleaf bat), 1704 nucleotides. RefSeq names its product stimulator of interferon response cGAMP interactor 1 (gene STING1). The transcript has 8 exons. Gene Ontology annotation, biological process: innate immune response; defense response to virus; positive regulation of type I interferon production. Gene Ontology annotation, cellular component: endoplasmic reticulum membrane; autophagosome. Lineage: Eukaryota; Metazoa; Chordata; Mammalia; Chiroptera; Hipposideridae. The coding region runs from base 480 to 1610 and encodes 376 amino acids. The record is from RefSeq and is a predicted model, not a curated record. Gene Ontology annotation, molecular function: 2',3'-cyclic GMP-AMP binding; cyclic-di-GMP binding.
CUGGUGUUCGGGUUGUGGAGUUCAGGGGCGUGUGAGAAAGUUUCUGAACACCCUUGGCCUUAGGCUUUAUGGAGCAAAUGGCAAUGGAAUGGGGGCCGUCAUAAGCUUCCCCCACCUCAUGCCCCGCGACUGGGGCAUGACUCAUCAGGGCCUUGACUUAUCAGCGCCUUGUGGGGAGGGUUCUUCUUCCCUCAGAGGAAUCAGGAAAUACCCACCUCUGCAGCUCUCUCUAAGCUGUGGUCUGAUGAAGUGCCAGGGCUGGAGUGCUGUGGAGAAAGCUUCGAUUGUUUUUAACUCUUCAUUUUCAGGCUGCUCCCAGGGAGGCUGCCUUUGGUCACCAGGAUCCAUUGUACCGGCCCUUCUCUCCCUGUUGUCUUCCAGAAACAACCUUUGGUCUAGGAAGUAGAAGCUUUGCUGACUAAGGCCCUUGCUGGGGUGGAUUUUGGGGAGAAGGAAGCCCAGCCCCCAAGGGUCCCUAGAUGCCUCACUCCAGCCUACAUCCAUCCGUCCCACGGCCCAGGGGUCGCUGGACCAAGAAGGCAGCCUUUGUCCUGCUGAGCAUCUGCCUGGCAGUCCUGUGGGUGUUGGGGGAACCAGCAGACCACAUUCUCAAGUGGCUGGUGCUCCACCAGGCCUCCGUGCAGCUGGGACUUCUGUUCAAAAGGGUCUGCAGUCUGGCCGAGGAGCUGUUCCACGUCCACUCCAGGUACCAGGGCAGCUACUGGAGGGCUGCUCGGGCCUGCCUGGGCUGCCCCAUCACCUAUGGGGCCCUGCUGCUGCUGUCCUGCUAUUUCUACAUCUACCUCCCAAACAUAGCUGGUCUGCCUUUCACCUGGGUGUUUGCCCUCCUGGGCGUCUCCCAGGCACUGAACAUCCUCCUGGGCUUCCAGGAGCUGGCCCCAGCUGAGGUCUCUACAGUCUGUGAACACGGGAACUUCAAUGUGGCCCAUGGGCUGGCGUGGUCAUAUUAUAUCGGGUACCUGAGGCUGAUCCUGCCAGGGCUCCCGGCUCGGAUCCGCGCUUUCAAUCAGUUCCACAACAACACAAUGCGGAGCCAUCGGCUGUACAUCCUCUUCCCCUUGGACUGUGGGGUGCCUGACGACCUGAGUGUAGCCGACCCCAACAUUCGCUUCCUGUAUGAGCUACCCCAGCAAAGCGCUGACCGUGCUGGCAUCAAGGGCCGGGUUUACAAAAACAGCAUCUAUGAGAUUCUGGAGAACGGAAAGCCGGUGGCCACCUGUGUCCUGGAAUACGCCACCCCCUUGCAGACCCUGUUUGCCAUGUCACAGGAUAGCCGAGCUGGCUUUAGUCGGGAGGAUCGGCUUGAGCAGGCCAAACUCUUCUGUAGGACGCUCGAGGACAUCCUGGCAGAUGCCCCUGAGUCUCAGAACAACUGUCACCUCAUUGUCUACCUGGAACCUGCAGAGGAAAGCGGCUUCUCCCUGUCACAGGAGAUUCUCAGGCGCCUCAAGCAGGAGGAAAAGGAGGAGGUUGCUUUGGGUACUAUGGGGACCUCGGUGGUGCCUGGCUCCUCCACGCUACACGAAGAGCCCCAGCUCCUCAUCAGUGGCAUGGAUCAGCCUCUCCCACUCCGCACAGAUGUCUUCUGAGGCCCGCACUCACCUUGCCUGAGCCCCUAGUGAUCCCUAAGACUCUGGGUUGGGGGCUUUCUUUAGCAUCUGGAAGCCCAGCAGAGCCAUUUCG